AUGGAUGGACAGCCGGUUAAAGAAUGUGUUAAUGAUAUAAACAACUCUCGUUCUGUUGACUGUGGGGAGCCAACAGAUGAAUUUGGUGAUGAUAUAGAUCCAGGUGCUGAUGAAUGUGCAGAAGAAUGUCAAGAAGUUCUCCAUGAUACUACAUAUGAGAAGCCGAAAGAUGUUGAUGACAUGGAUUUCGAUUACAGUGAGUACGGGAAAUUUGAAGAUGAAGAUGAAAAUGACGAUGGAGAUGGAGAUCACCUGGAUGUAGAUGCUGAAGAAGGGAAACCAUUUGUUGGUGGUAUUCAUGGACAGUUUAAGUACCUNGUUGACUGUGGGGAGCCAACAGAUGAAUUUGGUGAUGAUAUAGAUCCAGGUGCUGAUGAAUGUGCAGAAGAAUGUCAAGAAGUUCUCCAUGAUACUACAUAUGAGAAGCCGAAAGAUGUUGAUGACAUGGAUUUCGAUUACAGUGAGUACGGGAAAUUUGAAGAUGAAGAUGAAAAUGACGAUGGAGAUGGAGAUCACCUGGAUGUAGAUGCUGAAGAAGGGAAACCAUUUGUUGGUGGUAUUCAUGGACAGUUAAAUAAUCCUUAG
Molecule: messenger RNA, 585 nt
Organism: Camelina sativa (false flax)
Lineage: Eukaryota; Viridiplantae; Streptophyta; Magnoliopsida; Brassicales; Brassicaceae
Source: RefSeq, a predicted model, not a curated record